AUGGGAGGUUCCACUGGGGCCCCGCGCCUCCUCCACGCCCCACACCCCCUCCUCUGUCUGCUCUGCCUCCUCCCGCCGCUGCUCAGAGCUGCCGGGCCACGCCAGGUGCCCACAGACCAGCCCCUGUGGGCGAUGCUGGAGCAGUACUGCCAUGAGGUGAUGACUCUCGCCAACCUCUCAGGUGCCUAUACCUACUGCAACACCACCUUGGACCAGAUCGGGACGUGCUGGCCCCGGAGCGCCGCCGGAGCCCUGGUGGAGAGGCCGUGCCCUGAGUACUUCAACGGCGUCAAGUACAACACGACCCGGAACGCCUACAGAGAGUGCUUGGAGAAUGGGACGUGGGCUUCACGGAUCAACUACUCACUGUGCGAGCCCAUUUUGGAUAAUAAGGAGAGGAAGUACGACAUGCACUACCACGUUGCCCUCAUUGUCAACUACCUGGGUCACUGCGUUUCUGUGGCAGCCCUUGUGGCUGCUUUCCUGCUCUUCCUGGCCCUGCGGAGCAUCCGCUGCCUGCGGAACGUGAUCCACUGGAAUCUCAUCACCACCUUCAUCCUGCGGAAUGUCAUGUGGUUCCUGCUACAGCUCAUUGACCACGAAGUGCAUGAGAGCAAUGAGGUCUGGUGCCGCUGCAUUACCACCAUCUUCAACUACUUUGUGGUGACCAACUUCUUCUGGAUGUUCGCAGAGGGCUGCUACCUGCACACAGCCAUUGUCAUGACCUACUCCACCGAGCGCCUGCGCAAGUGGCUCUUCCUCUUCAUCGGAUGGUGCAUCCCCUGCCCCAUCAUCGUUGCCUGGGCCAUUGGCAAAUUCUAUUAUGAAAAUGAACAGUGUUGGUUUGGCAAGGAGCCUGGUGACCUGGUGGACUAUAUCUACCAGGGCCCCAUCAUCCUCGUGCUCCUGAUCAAUUUUGUAUUUCUCUUCAACAUCGUCAGGAUCCUAAUGACGAAAUUGCGAGCGUCCACCACAUCGGAGACAAUCCAGUACAGGAAGGCAGUAAAGGCCACUCUGGUUCUGCUGCCCCUUCUGGGCAUCACCUACAUGCUCUUCUUCGUCAACCCUGGGGAGGACGACCUGUCGCAGAUCGUGUUCAUCUAUUUCAACUCCUUCCUGCAGUCAUUCCAGGGUUUUUUUGUAUCUGUCUUCUACUGCUUCUUCAAUGGAGAGGUGCGCUCGGCCGUGAGGAAGAGGUGGCACCGCUGGCAGGACCACCACUCCCUCCGCGUGCCCGUGGCCCGGGCCAUGUCCAUCCCCACGUCGCCCACACGGAUCAGCUUCCACAGCAUCAAGCAGACGGCCGCCGUGUGAACCCUCUGCCACCCUGCCGCCCGUCACUCCACCUUCGGGACAGCUUCCCCGUCCUUGUCUGGCGCCCGUCUCUGGGUUCACCUUGCUGCACAGGCCCUGGUGGGGGUAGAAGGGAGGGAAGAGACCAACUCUCCCGCCGGUCCAGCCCAGGAGAGGCUGUCAGGAGCCAGGGCUGGCUGAGCUGGAAGUGUCAGUGCAGAGGGAGCAGAGGGAAGUCACAGGGACCGGACCCACCCCCCUCCCAGAGGAGAGAAGUUUACCCGUCUUCAGGCAUUUGCCCACACCAGCCUCUUUCAUUGCAUCCCCAUUCAUAAAUGAGAAAACUGAGGCCUAGAGCUAGGAGGGGCCUGCCCAAGUCUUAUAGCUAGUUCUCAGCAGGGGGUGGGGGCUGCCCUACUCAGAGCUGUUGAUCUCCCUGCCUUCUGCCUCCAUGCGCGGUGCCUCCCUCUGCAGUUGAGGGGGGUGGUCACAGCAGCAGGAAGUAAAGGGUUAAUUUGGCUUCAUCCCAGGGGUUCUCAACUAUACCCCACCCCAGACCAGGUCUCUCUGCUCCUCCCCAGCCAUCCUCCUGUCCCUGGGGUCCUGGAAAACCUCCUGCUUCCAGUCUUGGAGACCUCUUCUCCAUAGGCUCAGGGCCUUGGGGAGGGACACAUGUGGAGGAAGACCCAGCGAGGGCAGCCAUACACUCAGGCCAACUAGAUGCUUAGGCCAGAGAAAGGAGGAGGAGGAGGAGGAGGAGGCUGCCCCCUCUCCCCCCACCACCCUGCCCCGGGGGCAAGGAGUAGGGUUGGAACAUCAGAAACCAAAGUGGAUCUUUGGUGAUUGGAACGAAUCUCCCAGCCCCCCACCUCGGACUGGGUUUCAUUUCAGCCUCCCCUUGGGAAACAUCUCUGCUGUCGGUGCAAUAAACCAUGCCUCUGUGGAAA
Messenger RNA from Suricata suricatta (meerkat), 2240 nucleotides. It is a transcript of the gene CRHR2, whose product is annotated as corticotropin releasing hormone receptor 2. Gene Ontology annotation, cellular component: axon terminus; dendrite; plasma membrane. Gene Ontology annotation, molecular function: corticotrophin-releasing factor receptor activity; G protein-coupled peptide receptor activity; corticotropin-releasing hormone receptor activity. The record is from RefSeq and is a predicted model, not a curated record. Lineage: Eukaryota; Metazoa; Chordata; Mammalia; Carnivora; Herpestidae. The transcript is spliced from 13 exons. The coding region runs from base 1 to 1314 and encodes 437 amino acids. Gene Ontology annotation, biological process: long-term synaptic potentiation; adenylate cyclase-modulating G protein-coupled receptor signaling pathway; cell surface receptor signaling pathway.